CCUUCUUCCUUCUCUGCCGUCGGCUGUUGCUGGGUAUAAGCUCCGGUUUUUCCUGUGGCCCGUGGAAGUUCCCCAAUUUUCCCGCUGGCUCCUUCCAUACCCGCCAGCUCCAGCUUUGCUUGCUCAGCAUUUCUGGUCCUUGAUUGCCCCGUGAUCUUAGCACUUGGAUUAAGCCUUUUGUCUGCGUGAUUAAGGUAGUGAGACCCGACGCGUGGGAAGCCCGGGGGAGUGACGAGCUAGACAGCUAGGCACUUUUGGACUUAGGUUUUUGUAGCUAAGCCGUUAAUCACCUAUGCUUGACUUAGAAAUUUUUGUGUACAGAACUCCCUUAGUUAUAGUCACGACUGUGUAAAUGAAGUUAUAAAUCCUUGUACAUUUUGACAAGUAAAUAGUUGGAAAGGAAAAAAAAUUAGAUAUUACCUGAGUUUCUAAAUCUGAGUUAGUGAUAUGAACUUAAUGGCUCCAAAACGGCGUGGACGCCCCCUAAAGGGUAGCCAUAAGGAUCAGGGCACGCCUCCGAUCCCAGAAGCUAGUCCCCCCACCCAAGCUGCUCCGCAGGAGGGAGGGACGAGUAAUCCUCAAGUGGCCAGCUUUGUUCAGGAACUUAUGGCUGAGAUAAGACGCCAAGUAUCUCCUGCCACAAGUGUACCACCUCCAUCCCCGGUGGUCUCUACUCCUGUGGCCCCUGCUUCGGUUUCCCCUAUUCCUAUCUCUUUUGCUCUUGCUGUGCCUAGCUGGAAGAUUUAUACAGAAUUUCAGAAGUUGAUGAUGAACAAGGGAUUCGAUGGUACUGCAGGUUUUGAGCAGGUGGAAUCAUGGAUUACUGAGGUGGAGCGGGGAUUCUACCUGCUGCAUGUUUCUGAUGACCUUAAGGUCAAUGUAGGCACUUACAUGCUUACUGGGAAGGCCUUAACUUGGUGGGAGAGUGUUCAUGCGGGAGUACAUACCGGACAGCAAAAGGCGAGAACUGCAAAGAGAAUAUGCAGAUUUAAAGCAAUGUCAGGUACUGUUGAGCAGUACAAGGAGGAGUUUGACCGCUAUCUGCGUUUUGUGGGUAGCCAAGUCGGCGAUGAGCAAGCCAAGGUCGACAAAUUUCUGUGGGGCUUAAAUUCUGACAUUUAUUUGGCGGUAAACCAAUUUAAACCCGCCACUUACCGAGAGGCUGCGGACAGAGCUAUAGAUCAGAAGAAGGCUAUGGCUAGAGUCAAGUCCUCAGGGCAGUUUAGUGGUGGGUCAUCCCUUGGGAAGAGGAAAUUUGAUGGGAGCCGUCGAUCCCUUUUCCUUGCACUGCCUAAGUCUGAAAUCAACAAGGGUUCUAAAUGGUCAGGAGCCACUAAAAUAGCGAGUCAGGCAUCAACGGCCCAACGUGCUCGUCCUACUCAGCUUAUUUGCCGUGCUUGUGGGAAGGUCGGGCACACCCGGGAUCAAUGCCACACUGCUACUGGGGCUUGCUUCAAAUGUGGCAAGCAGGGACAUCGGAUUGCAAAUUGUCCACUGCUAGACCCCAAAGCCCAGACCCAGCAGGCAAGAGUACAAGUGAUGACUCAUAAGGAAGCUGCGGCCACCGACGUAAUCACGGGUACCUUGCCUGUUAACUCUGAUUAUGCGCAUGUUUUAUUUGAUUUGGGUGCGUCGCACUCUUUUAUUGCUCGAUCUUAUGUUUUGAAACGAGCCUUGCCUGUUGAUACCUCUGAUUGUGAACUGCAUGUGGACACCCCUUUAGGAGGGGUGAUGACUACUAGAGAGGUUGAAUUUGCUAUUGACCUUGUUCCUGGCACCGGACCCAUUUCCAAAGCACCAUGCCCUCCAGUGUUGUUUGUCAAGAAGAAGGAUGGGAGCAUGAGGCUAUGCAUUGAUUACCAGGAAUUGAAUAAGGUGAAGAUUAAACCGGAUGAUGUGCCAAAGACUGCUUUUCGCACCCGUUAUGGUCAUUAUGAGUUCAUAGUCAUGCCAUUUGGCUUGACAAAUGCCCCUGCCAGAUUUAUGGAUUUGAUGAAUCGGGUGUUUAGCAAGUACCUAGACCAGUUUGUGGUUCUCUUUAUUGACGACAUUUUGGUAUACUCUUUUAGCCAUGCUUUUCAUGAGAAGCACUUGAGGACAGUCCUCGAGACGUUGAGAAGGGAGAGGCUGUUUGCUAAAUUCAAGAAGUGUGAAUUUUGGCUAGAUAAUGUUGCAUUCUUAGGUCACGUUGUGACUAAGGAUGGAAUCUCUGUUGACCCCCAGAAAAUUGAGGCCGUGGUUGAUUGGAAGAGGCCAAAUAGUGUUACAGAAAUCCAUAGUUUUUUGGGAUUGGCUGGUUAUUACCGUCGAUUUGUGGGGGAUUUCUCUAGAAUUGCUUUGCCCAUGACUCGUCUUAUCAGAAAGGACACCAAGUUUGAGUGGACCCCAGAGUGUGAGAAGAGCUUUUUGACCUUGAAGGAGAAGUUGGUCACUGCUCCUGUACUUGCACUUCCAAUUAAUGGGGGAAAAUUCACUAUAUAUAGUGAUGCCUCUAAAAAGGGUUUGGGAUGUGUCUUAAUGCAAAAAAAUAGGGUUAUUACAUAUGCUUUUUGGCAGUUAAAGCCUUAUGAAGAAAAUUACCCUACCCAUGAUCUGGAGUUGGCAGCCGUGGUAUUUGCACUCAAGAUCUGGAGGCAUUAUCUGUAUGGUGAGACUUGUGAAAUCUUCACUGAUCACAAGAGCCUUAAGUAUAUUUUCACUCAAAAGGAGCUUAAUAUGAGGCAUAGGCGAUGGCUUGAACUUUUAAAGGACUACGACUUGACCAUUAGCUACCAUCCGGGCAAGGCUAACAAGGUAGCAGAUGCGUUGAGCAGGAAGUCCUCUGGCACUGCCUCUAGCAUCCUUGCCACUCAAAAGGAGUUACUUGAGGAUCUUGUGAAACUGGAUGUGGAGUUGAGAGUGGACAGCACUACGGCUUAUCUAGCCGCCCUCAGUGCACAACUGGCAUUAAUAGAUAGAAUUAAACUUGCCCAACAAAAAGAUUCCUUCUUGUAGAAGAUGAAGGAAAAAGUAAGAGCCGGGGAACCCCACAUGCAAGAAUUCAGGAUUUCUGAUGAUGAGAUUCUGUGGUUUGGUGACAGGCUGUGUGUACCCAGAGAUCAUGCUUUAAGGCGUGAGAUUAUGGGAGAUGCCCAUUAUACUAGCUAUACA
Rubroshorea leprosula is the source of this 3150-nucleotide messenger RNA. Lineage: Eukaryota; Viridiplantae; Streptophyta; Magnoliopsida; Malvales; Dipterocarpaceae. The record is from the annotation of a GenBank genome assembly.